Penicillium canariense is the source of this 1371-nucleotide messenger RNA. RefSeq lists its product as uncharacterized. The record is from RefSeq and is a predicted model, not a curated record. The transcript is spliced from 4 exons. Bases 1 to 1371 code for a protein of 456 amino acids. NCBI's taxonomy places the organism in Eukaryota, Fungi, Ascomycota, Eurotiomycetes, Eurotiales, Aspergillaceae.
AUGUCUGUGCCCACGGGAGUCGGCAUUGAGUGCCAUGAUCUCCAAUCAAACCCCCGCUUCCUCUUCCGCCAGCCGCGCGCGCUGCAGUGGUUCGAGAACGGGAGGCUGGUGAAGCGCUCAGAUGAUGAAAGACAAGCAGGUCGAUUCGAGCUGUUUCUCGACUUGCUGUAUGUUGCGAUCCUCUCGAACUUUGCGGAUAAUCUGGUGGAGCAUAUCUCGGGCGCAAAGCUCGUCAAGUACAUCUUGAUUCUCUCGCCAUCAUGGCACGUGUGGAGCGACCUGCGUGAACUAAUGAACUCAUUCUACAACGAUGACCUCGCGCAGCGCGUACUCAUCCUGUGGGUAAUGGCGACGCUUGUCGUUUACGGUAACAACGCGCCACUGGUCGACGAAGAAAUUGGUGCGAUGCGCUCUGCGGUUGGAGCCUAUAUGGCCGCUCGACUGACAUGCAACCUCGCGCAUCUGUACUAUUCGUUCGCGAGCUAUCAUCAUCGGGCCCAGCAGCGCCUCUGGGUGGGGCUCUCCACUCUUUUCCUGUGCCUGUACAUCCCGCUGUACUUUGAGUCGGUCUCCAUUCGUGCCAAGAUCGCGAUUGCGGCUGUCGCCAUUGUUGUUGAGGAGUGUACAUGGGUCUUCUGCUAUUGCCCAGCUGCAAAGAGGCUGCUUCGUGCCACAUACACCACGGCGGUGGACAUUCCCCACGAAGUCGACCGAUACGCAGCAUUCUAUAUUAUCGCACUUGGCGAGUUCCUCUACCUCAUUGUUGUCGGGUCGCAUGCUGCAAUCGGCCUGAACGAUCGCCUUCUUCGUGCUAUUUGGACUCUGAUUAUUGCGUUCUGUCUGAAUUGGCUGUAUGUCCAUAACGACGGUUCUGUUGAGAACGAUCAUCCGCUGCGGCACAGCAUAUACACGGCUUUCCUUUUUGCCUUGAUCCACCUUCCGCUGAUUGCCAGCCUGUUGGCGGGUGGUCACGUUGCUGCGGCUUCCGUGGCCAAGAAGGAAUUCGAGGACCCGCAGCGAUGGCUGCUCUGCGCAGGCCUCGGUACUGGAAUGCUCUGCUUGUACGCUUUUGCAUUGAUGCAUGGGUCAAAGGAUGAGCGUGGAACUUUGCUGUUGGAUAAGCCUCUUCGCUUGAUCAUGCGACCAGUGACUGGCAUCAUCAUGGUCUUGCUCCCUCUUGCGCAUGACCUUGGCGCUACAUCGGUGCUCUCCAUCGUCAUGGCGCUUUUCGUCUUCUGUACCCUCUGGGAGACAAUCGCAUCGCUGCGGAAGGGAGCUUACUUCUGGGAGAAAUGGGAGGAUACUCAGUAUCCCGCAAAGCGGCCGACCAGAGAAGAGCAUGAAAGGAACGGAGAGACCGUUGAGCCAUGA